Messenger RNA from Ictalurus punctatus (channel catfish), 4149 nucleotides. It is a transcript of the gene flrt1a, whose product is annotated as fibronectin leucine rich transmembrane protein 1a. Gene Ontology annotation, molecular function: protein binding. The transcript has a single exon. The record is from RefSeq and is a predicted model, not a curated record. Lineage: Eukaryota; Metazoa; Chordata; Actinopteri; Siluriformes; Ictaluridae. The coding region runs from base 204 to 2297 and encodes 697 amino acids.
UCAUGAGUAAUUUAGGUAUUAAUUCAAGCUUAUUUCUCUCUCUUUCCUCAGGCUGGCUGCCUUAGCUCUACUGUGGCUAAGCACUGAACUUCUUUGCACCUUAACAGAGGACCUACAUUCUGGGUAUCUGUGAAGUAGCUACACAGAAGAUAAAGGCACAACAUCAAGAAAAACAAGAGGAGGAAAGGUUAGACAUUGGAAUCAUGGCUCCUGAAGCCAUGGCUGAGCUUCGUGAUUGGCUCUUUCUUCUCCUGCUGUGCCUCACACUGUUGGCCGAGGUGCUGCAGUGUGCUCCAACUGCCUCACAGGAAAUGGAUGCAGAGGGGGAUGUAGUGUGUCCUUCUGUGUGCCGAUGUGACGAAGACUUUAUUUACUGCAAUGACCGUGGUCUGAGUGCUAUCCCACCACUCCCCCCAUCUGCCUCCAUUCUUUAUCUUCAAAACAAUCAUAUAGAUAAUGCAGGACUUCCCACAUCCUUGGAGUACCUCACUACUGUGGAGGUUAUAUAUCUCUAUGAUAAUGAGCUGGAUGACUUUCCCAUGCACCUACCACCAUCAUUAAGGGAACUUCAUCUCCAAGACAACAACAUCCGGGUGCUACCUCGGGCUGCAUUAGCCAGGUUGCCGCUCCUGGAGAAGUUGCAUUUGGAUGACAACUCAGUGUCCACAGUUAGUAUAGAGGACCAGGCUUUUGCCGACAAUCCUCGUCUUCGUCUUCUCUUCCUUUCCAGAAAUCACCUUUCCAGCAUUCCCUCAGGGCUUCCAGCUUCAUUAGAGGAGCUCCGCUUAGAUGAUAAUCGUAUCUCAACAAUUCCUACACAUGCCUUCCGAGGUUUAUCUUCCCUGCGCCGUCUUGUCUUGGAUGGUAACCUUCUGGCGAAUCAGCGCAUUGCAGAUGACACCUUCUCACGCCUCUCAAACCUCACCGAACUGUCUUUGGUACGGAACUCCCUUCAGACUCCACCUCUCAAUUUACCUAGCGCACACCUGCAAAGACUCUCUCUCCAGGACAAUGCACUGAUCCACAUGCCACGGGGCUCUCUUGAUGGAAUGCGUGGUCUUCAGAGGCUGGACCUUUCCGGGAACAACCUGACCACACUUCCCAGAGGUUUGUUCCGGGACAUGGAAAGCCUGGGGCAGUUGCUUGUACGUGGCAACCCUUGGCACUGUGGAUGCAACCUGCGCUGGCUGUAUGACUGGCUGGAAGCCAAAGGGAACACUAUUACAGUCCGAGGACUAACUUGCCAAUCUCCAGAGCGAGUACGUGACAUGCCACUAAGGGACCUUACUAGCCAAAUGGAUGACUGUGAAUUGGCAGCUGCUGGAGGUGGGGGGAUAGGUGGAGUGGGUUCACCAGGUGGGGGAGGUACUACUGGCAAUAGAAUGGGUGGAGCAGGAGUCAUUUCCACAACUCUGUCCCCUCCACAAGGAUCCUUGUUCACUCUGCGGUCCAAGCGACCGGGUCUGGGGCUUCCAGACAAAGGCUUAGACUACACACUUGGCAGCAGUGGUGUGGGCAAGAACCUGGCCCUGAAUGUAAAGCCACUAUCCCAUGACAGCAUCAGGGUCACAUGGAGUGUGGCUCAAACAUCUUCUUCUUUCAGGCUUAGUUGGCUCCGCCUAGGGACUAGUGCUGCAAUGGGUUCCAUUACUGAGACUCUAGUGAGGGGUGACCGAAGAGAGUAUCUCCUUACUGCCCUCCAACCGGCAUCCAGCUACAUCAUCUGCAUGGUACCCCUAGUCUCUGGCAACGGGAACAAAGGCAGUAUAUCUGGAGGGAACACAGACACGGAUGAGGCUCCAGUGUGUGCAAAGGCUGAGACAUCUGAUCCCAACCUGUCUGAUGUUGACCAAGGAGAGGAUCGUGGCUCGGAGCACAUCACCUCACUUCCACUUGCUGGGAUUAUUGGUGGAGCUACUGCGAUAGUUUCUCUAACACUUAUUCUUGGAAUAUUCUGCUGGUAUGGCCACCGCUCCAGGCGUUUUUCCUCAAGAGAUCACUACAACCGCAGUAGCUCACGGAAAAGCAAGCAUUAUGAUGACUACAUUGAAUCGGGCACUAAAAAAGAUACCACCAUACUGGAGAUCCGAGGACCUGGAUUCCAGAUGACACCAAUGGCUGCCAGAGAGACACUGCAGCCCAAGCCAGUACAGGAAGACUACAUAAUACACACAAUCUUCCCUUCCAAUGGCACAGGUCUAUACAAACCCCCCAGUCACACAACUAAUGCGGGCUAUGGCACAAACCGUGGCUAUAGAGAAGGAGGUAUUCCAGAUAUAGAUUACUCUUACACGUGAUAAGGCUGAUUUAGUGAACACUAUAAAAAAAAAAUAUGGUACUGGAUAGAUGCACAUUUUUUUAAUCUGCAUGGGGUCUACAGGACCCCAUUGUGCCUUCUGUCUCCAUUCCAACCUAGCCUGCUGUUCAUGGCACCAAGGAAGCUCUAAAUUGGCCGAAAUGCCUACUAAGAAACCGUAUUAUAUGUUUGGCACCAAGAAAUGCCUAUACCAUUUUAGGCAGUGAUUCCAACUGGCAUUUUCACUCCCCCCAAUGUAACCUGGUGUGUCCUCAGCAUCACUGUUUUAUCCCUGUCUCCCUUAGUGAGGUGAAUGGAUUCAAGGGCAGUACAAACUGUAUUUUACACAGAGAUUCCUCCUAUUUAGAGCUCAAAUUGUAUGUGAUAUGGAUAAAUGGCACUUACUGAAAAAAGAACAAAUUUGUAUUUUAAACCUUCAUCUCCUGUGACUCUAAUUGUUAGCUGCCCAACUGCUUCAGUGUUGCUCCUGACAUGAUGUGGAGGAGUAUAGUACUGGCUAGAGUGGCUAGAAAGACAGAGAACACCUUGGUGGAUAAGGAUUUCUCAAAAUCCACUGCUGUACAGGGAAUCAAAAGAGGUCUUGGCAGUUCAGCUCUUCGGGGACUAAAAGCUUGCUGGAAUAAACAUGGAGAGAACUGAAAUUUUGCUUCUGGUUUUCAUAAGUGACUUUGGACUUGGACAUCUGGUGUAGGAUUUUAUGGGAGAGUAUAUGGAGUGACAAACAGUGGUCAUGAAUAGUGAUGCACACUAGUUUUAAACACCUAAAAAUGAUCUUGAUAUGGUAGCAAGUUUCUUGCUGUCUGGUUCAUUUUAACCUGGAGCUGUGGGGAAAUGUGAUCUGUAAGGUUCAAUUAGACUGAUGGAAUUUUUUUUUGUUUUUUGUUGUUUUUUUUAAAGAAAAUUGAAACACUAUUAUUAAUGUUGAACACAGGCAAGGUGUGUAGAUAUUUGAAUCCAACACAAAGACUUUUGGAAGUGAAAGUGUGAAAACAUAUUGUGUUCCAGACUUGUUAUGUAUUUUUUCUGAACGUUUAUUUAUCCCAUACUGCUGUCUUUUUUGUUUUUUAUCUGUUCUAUGGUUUAAAUAAUCUGUUUAGCUAGAACUCGGUCAGUCUUGCUGCUGGUGACAUUAAAAACACUGUGGUUUUGCCUAGCCCUGUAACUCGUGUAAUGAUUAAGAAUCAUUUUGUGUUGAAUUAGUUGUCAUUAUAUCACUAUGAACUCUCCACCUGACCAGUUAUUCCCCAUACUAUUGUUCAAGUCAGAUCCUCCUCAAAAUCUACCAGUGUGACUCCUUCACUCUACCCCCAAAAAGAAAUUAGUAUUGAUAAUAUUCCUGUUAAUGAAAAAGCUCUAUGAUGGCCCCCAAACACUUAACUAUUCUCCUGAUCUUACGUCAGUUUUAAUGUAUUUAAUACUGAUGAAGGGAAGCUGAUUCUAUGUCAGCACGAAACAGCCACCUCUAACCAAUAACCUUUCUCUAGGAAAUGGAGUCCAUGCAGUGUCUUGUGGGCAUGUGGGCAGGGCAUCAAGCUGACACUUUCCUGUGUGAUUACUCACUUUAAUUCAUUUGGCUCCCCAAACCCAUCUGUAGUAGAUAAGGCUGCUAUCUACUCCAAAUAGAUAUAGCUGUAAAUUAGAGCUAGUGUUGAAUGAAAUGAAAGAUAGCAAAGAGAAGGCAUACAAACCGUAACACUGUGGACCUACACUGUGGGAGAAUAGGGCACUUGUUGCAUGAAUCUGAGAGACAGAUGUAUUUAUUGUGUAUUUUUCUUUUCUGUUUUCCUUGUUGUUUGUUUGUUUUUUAUUUAAUUUAAUUUUUUUUUACACAU